Messenger RNA from Anolis carolinensis (green anole), 4077 nucleotides. RefSeq names its product probable cation-transporting ATPase 13A5. The record is from RefSeq and is a predicted model, not a curated record. The transcript is spliced from 30 exons. Gene Ontology annotation, molecular function: ATP hydrolysis activity; ATP binding; ATPase-coupled monoatomic cation transmembrane transporter activity. Lineage: Eukaryota; Metazoa; Chordata; Lepidosauria; Squamata; Anolidae. Gene Ontology annotation, cellular component: late endosome membrane. Gene Ontology annotation, biological process: intracellular calcium ion homeostasis; polyamine transmembrane transport.
AGGCAGGUGCAUCAAUGAGGGAGGUCAUUGCCGCCCUGAGUUCAGGCCCGUUGCAGAUGCAGAGAGAGUCUUCCAGAGUGAGUGACAGCUGUCAAUCUGGAUGGGAGGGAAGCCUUUGCUGGACCGGCACCAUGCCCUGCUUGGCCAAGGGACCGAGGAGGAGAUGGAAAUAUUUGGCUACAGGACCCAGGCCUUCCGGAGGGCCCUUUGCAUUGCCGGCUACCUCUUCUCCUGCGGAGCCCUUCUGCUCUUCUUCUACUGGAAGCCGAACUGGGACGUCUGGGCCAACUGUGUUCCCUGCGACCUGGAGGAGGCCGAUAUUGUAUUGUUAAGGGCAACAGAUGAAUUCCGGAGAUACAAGAGGAAGAAGGUGAUCUCCCUCGAUCUGCAACAUCUUCUGGACAGUGAGAAACCGGAGCAGCUCUUCGGCGAAGACCAGGAAUCUGUCAUCCACAGAGCCAUCACCCGGCCUGGAGGCAAAGUGAGGUACAUCCAGGUGCAAAAACUCCGCUACAUCUGGGAUGUUCCCGGAAAGGCCUUUGUCAGAGUUGGGUCGCUUGAGGACAGCAACACGUGCUAUCAGAUACACCAGAAAUUUGGAGACGGGCUGACCCGGAGGCAGAGAGAACUCAGGAAGUUGGUGUGUGGACCCAAUGCCAUCGAGAUCGAAAUCCAGCCCAUCUGGAAACUGCUUUUCAAAGAGAUCCUGAACCCAUUCUAUGUCUUCCAAACCUUCUCCCUGACCCUCUGGAUCUCCUUGGAGUACUAUGAGUUUGCCUCGUUCCUCGUUGUCCUCUCCAUCAUCUCCAUCGGGAUCACUGUCUAUGACCUUCGGCAGCAAUCCGUCAAACUUCACAACCUGGUAGAGGAGCACAACAAGGUCCGUGUCACCGCCUGGACCAAACAUGAAGGUGGGCACCAGAUGGAGUCCUGCCACUUGGUCCCGGGAGACGUCCUCCUCUUAGAAGGGCAGAAGCUCUCCUUGCCCUGCGAUGCCAUCCUCCUGGACGGAAGCUGCGUGGUCAACGAAGGCAUGCUCACAGGUGAGAGUGUCCCGGUGACCAAGACCCCUUUGCCCCAAGCGGACAACGUCCAGCCCUGGAAGAAGCACAGCCUGGAGGACCACCGGCGCCACGUCCUCUUCUGCGGCACAGAGGUCAUCCAGACCAGGCCCAGCGGCAAAGAGCCGGUCAGAGCCAUCGUGUUGCAGACAGGUUUCAACACGGCCAAAGGGGACCUGGUGCGGUCCAUCCUCUACCCGAAGCCCCUCAACUUCAGACUCUACAAAGAGGCCUUCAUCUUCAUUGCCUGCCUGAUCGUUCUUGGCCUCCUGAUGAUGAUCUAUUCCGUUUGUGUGUAUGUAAAGAACAAGAGACCUGCAACAGAGACAGCACUGAUGUCGGUGCUCCUCUUCAGUGGAAUCGUCACUCCAGCCCUCCCGGCCGCCUUGACCACCAGCAUCGUCUACGCCCAGCGGAGGUUGAAGAAGAGGAAGAUCUUCUGCAUCAGCCCUCAAAGGAUCAACAUCUGUGGGCAGCUCAACCUGGUCUGCUUCGACAAGACUGGCACCUUGACUGAGGAUGGGCUGAAUCUCUUUGGCGUCGCCCCUUGCCAGGACGCAAGCUUCCUCCCCUUGCACAGCUUCUCCUCGGGCCCUCUGCCCUGGGGACCCCUGUGCCAAGCCAUGGCCACCUGCCACUCGCUCCUCUUCCUGGAGGGGAGGAUUCAGGGGGACCCCAUGGACCUCAAGAUGUUUGAAGGCACCGGAUGGGAGAUGGAAGAAUCCGGUUCAGGGGACCCAGAGAGUGGUGCGCCAAAGACAUGCUCCGUGGUUAAACCAGGACCCAAGGCUUCCAAGGCCCCGUCGGAAGGGAUGUCCAUCCUGCACCAGUUCCCCUUCUCCUCGUCUCUGCUGCGGAUGUCGGUCGUCACCAAAGAGCUGGGCAAGGACACCCACGGACUCUACAUGAAGGGAGCCCCCGAGACCGUGGCCGGAUUCUGCGAACCAAAGACCGUGCCCCCCUCCUUCCAAGCGGAGCUGAAGUCCUUCACGGCCCAGGGCUUCCGGGUCAUUGCCUUGGCCCACAAAGAGCUCUCUCUGGACGCAGCGGACAGCCUCAGGGACCUGGACAGGAACGAAAUGGAGUCCGGCCUGACCUUCCUGGGCCUCCUGGUCAUGGAAAACCGGCUGAAGGACGAGACCCGGCCUGUCCUGGAGGAGCUCAGGGAGGCCCGCAUCCGGACCGUCAUGGUCACAGGCGACAACCUGGAGACAGCCAUCACGGUGGGCAGGAACUCCGGCAUGAUCCCUUCGGGAGACAGAGUGAUCCUGGUGGAAGCCAGUGACCCUGAAGAUCCCCACCCGGCAUCCGUUUCUUGGCAGGAGAUGGAGGACAUGCAGCCCUGCAAGGAGAAGAACCAAGUAAGGCACUAUACAUUCUAGUCCUCCACAGACAAUGGCAGCAGCACCAGCAAUUUCCACUUUGCUUUGAACGGGAAGACCUUUCAGGUGCUCCAGAGGUCCUUCAGCCAUUUGUUGCCAAAGAUUCUUGUGAAUGGAACGGUGUUUGCACGGAUGUCUCCAGGGCAGAAGUCCAGCCUGGUUGAGGAGUUCCAGAAACUGGAUUACUAUGUGGGGAUGUGCGGAGAUGGCGCCAACGACUGUGGGGCUUUGAAGAUGGCUCACGCGGGGAUCUCUCUCUCGGAGCAGGAGGCCUCUGUGGCCUCGCCCUUCACCUCCCAAACUCCAAACAUCGAGUGCGUCCCAGAACUCAUCCGGCAAGGCCGUGCCGCCCUCGUGUCCUUCUUUGGGGUGUUCAAAUACCUGAUCCUGUAUGGCAUGCUCAACUCCAUUGCUUGCUGCCUGCUUUAUUGGCAAAUACAGCUUCUUGGGAAUUAUCAGUUCCUCCUGCAGGACGGCAUUGCCAUGGUUGCCUGUCUGACAAUGAGCCUGACCCAGGCCUACCCCAGGCUGGCCCCCUUCCGCCCCUCCGGGCGCCUCAUCUCCCCACCACUUCUGGUCUCCAUCAUCUUCAGCAUCCUCUCAGCCCUCGCCAUCCAGACGUGUGGCUUCGUCUUUGUCAGGCAGCAGCCCUGGUAUGCAGAGGUCCGCAGCUAUGGGCCGUGCCCCACUGGAAACCACUCCUCCGAAGGCACAUUGGCCGUAGGUCACCCGGUGCUGAGCUACGAGACCACCACCAUCUACCACCUGUCCUGCCUCGACUGCUGCAUCCUGGCCUUCAUCUUCUGCAAAGGGAAGCCCUUCCGGAAGCCCAUCUACACCAACUAUAUUUUCUCCUGCCUGAUGUCCAUCUGGCUUGGGAUUUCAGUGUUCAUUCUCUUUGCUGACACACAGGUUGUGUACAAGGGGCUUCAGCUCCUCUGCAUCCCUACUCACUGGAGGGUCUGCAUUCUGGUCAUGAUGGUGGUCCGGUUUGCCAUCUCCUUUUUUGUGGAGGAUGCCGUCCUGGAGAACCAUCGCCUGUGGCUCUGGGUGAAGGCCCGCUUCCAGAUCCGCUCCUCCAGCAAAUACCGGAAGCUGCAAAGGCAGAUGGAUGGGGAUGUGUCUUGGCCUCCGAGGAACCACAGAGAUUUUGCAGCAGAUGGGGAAAGCAAUGGAAAAAGCGAGGUCUACAUCAACCCCUGUUAUGAAAAUGGCAAAGAAGACUAGCUGGCUGGCUGGCUGGUGGACAAGGGCUUGCCGAGUUUCCUCAUUGCUAUUGUUGUUGCGUGCCUUUGAUGUGUGAUUUCAGCUUCCACCGUUUCGUGGAUUCAGGGUCCCGGCAUGCCUAGGCUCCAAACGUCAAAUGAGACACAAGCAGAUGGAAGGCAAAGGACGGAGGCUUUAUUUGCUCAUCCAAAGUGGAUGCCAGGAGCAACUGCAUUCUGAAAUCUGACAUAAAGGCAAUACAGAGACAUUGAUAGGAGUUUGACAGCUAUUCAAACCAUGGACUUUUGUCACUCUGAGCGCAAGCUGAUGCCAACUAGAAUCAGCUCUGUGAUUGGUCGAGGCAUGCCGUCUGCCGCUGAUUGGUCCCCCAGUCUGCGGGAACUUUAAUAAACUGUCAUUACUCACUU